Molecule: messenger RNA, 873 nt
Organism: Chaetomium fimeti
Lineage: Eukaryota; Fungi; Ascomycota; Sordariomycetes; Sordariales; Chaetomiaceae
Exons: 1
Coding region: 260-787 (175 amino acids)
Source: RefSeq, a predicted model, not a curated record
CGCCUACGAGCUGCUCAAGUGGGAGGAGCUUUUGCGCAGCGGCGGCGGCGGUGGUGGUGGUGGUGGUGGUGGUGGUGGUAGCGGUGGUAGUAGUGACGGUGAUGGUGGUGGUAGUGAUGGUGACGGAGAAGGGGGAUUCGACGCCGCCGACUACGCCGAUGGCGGCUUCAAGCGCGAGCUGGAGUGGGGCGAGAUCGCCCGCGAGAUCGCCCUCAUGAAUAAGCCUUAUGCUCGAUGAGCUGGCUGGCUGGCUGUCUGGAUGAGCAAAAAGGGGGUGGGCACCUCCCCCGGUGGGAGUGCUUUCCUUCUUCCACUCCUACUUUAUCUAGCCUCUGGCUCACUCACCUUGCCUGUUUGUCAAGACGACACACUCCCCUUUCUUUCCUUUCCCUACGACAUUCCAUAUACUGUUUUAGUUACGCAAGCAAUCUCCGGCUUCCUUAUUUCUUUGUUUCUGUUGGGGCUCGAUCUUCGAAUUAUUAGCCUUUAUCCUUUGGCGGAAUGUUCUUAUAGGUAUGAUAUGGCAUUGGAUAUGCGGAUGGGCGGUUGUUACGAUUUGAAGGGUUUGAUUCGGUUGAUGACCUGGCGUCCAAGGCUUGUUUCUCAGUGCGCUAUGCGUUUGUUUGCUUUCUGUUUACUUCUCGGUCUUCUCUUGGAUAUGGGCGGGCUGGGGAGGCUCUGGAUGGGAUUGUGGGCCAACCACGGAAAACGAGGUUAUUUUGUGAAAUUGAAGCACGCCUUGUUCUUGUGUCUCGUUGAUGUGUUCGGUAUAACGAAUGGGUGUUGAUUCUUAUCCUCAUUGUUUUCUAGGUAUCAAAGCGGGGCGACGGUGAAGCAUUCAAAUGAAUUCAUCCAUCCCAGCUGCCUUCGAAA